AUGAAGCUUUCCACCUUCCUCCUCGGAGCUCUGGCUUGUGCUGUUUCCGGCUCUUAUGCCGGCUCCCUCGGCCCUAAUGCGCCUUACUGCGCUCUCGGCGCCACCUGUGAAAAUACUCCGCAGGACUGCUCGGAUCUUGGAGCAACUGGAACAGAGUUCACAUCGACUCCUAUUUACAAUGAUGCCGGCGAGGUUUGCUACCAAUGCUGCAAGGGCUAG
Penicillium mononematosum is the source of this 219-nucleotide messenger RNA. RefSeq lists its product as uncharacterized. The transcript is spliced from 3 exons. Bases 1 to 219 code for a protein of 72 amino acids. Lineage: Eukaryota; Fungi; Ascomycota; Eurotiomycetes; Eurotiales; Aspergillaceae. The record is from RefSeq and is a predicted model, not a curated record.